Diplodia corticola is the source of this 1329-nucleotide messenger RNA. RefSeq lists its product as uncharacterized. The transcript has a single exon. The coding region runs from base 1 to 1329 and encodes 442 amino acids. The record is from RefSeq and is a predicted model, not a curated record. Lineage: Eukaryota; Fungi; Ascomycota; Dothideomycetes; Botryosphaeriales; Botryosphaeriaceae.
AUGCUAUCCACCCGCUUCGCCGUCAUGGACGACUUCCCGCAAGACUUCUGGACUUACCACAUGUACACAGACUCCUGGAUAGAGGUUGCCUCUCAGCCCUCGUCCUCGUCUCUCUCCUCGGCCGCCUCGGUCAGCGAUGAGGUCAUCACCGACGGCCUGCGCGUCCAGCACGACUCCAACUCCCGCCGCCGCCGCCCGCAGCGCGCCUCCCGUCUGCGCCUGGACCUAGGCUACCGCCGCUCGGCAAGCGCAGGCACAAGCAGUCAGGAGGAGUACGACGAGAGCGAAAGCGAGUCAGACCGCGUCCUCUCGUCGUCGAACGAGGCUCUGCCGCAGUUGCCUCGCUCGGGACGAAUGCAGUAUUCCUCCUCAGACAACCAGUCGGACGUGGAAGACGACGAUGAGGAUGAGAACUCGACCGCCGUUGGCUACAUCAGGAAUGAGAACCAGGACUUCACCCCCCAGCCCAACGCCUUCUCGCACCCGCCUUCAGCCCCGCUCAGCCGCCCGUCGAACCAACAAACCUCCUACUUCCAGUCGCGCCCCUCAGCAAGAAACCCCUCACAACAACGACACUCGUACCCCUCGCAACAGGCGGCCCACUCGCCCUACAACAUGAUCUCGCCCAACCACCAAGCCGACCACGACGCUGCCCUCCGCGCCAGUCUGUCCACGCUUCUCUCCUGCGCCGCCGCCGCCCGCGGUCUGCCCAAAUCGCAGGCGCAGCCCACCACUACGACAAAUCGCAACGCCCCUGUGCCCUCUUCUAGCCGCGUUGACCCCACCACGCUGCGCAUGGUGCCCGAAUCCGCCCUCCCCUCAUCCUCCCCCUCGCCCCCAGCACAACCUGCCAACGCCAGGACAACCCCCUCUACCCGCACCACAACCGCCACCAACACCCCUUCGAGCAAAACUCCCAACACCACGGAAAAGCACAAACGCCGCUCCAGCCGCGAGCGCCGCGGUUUAACCAAAAAGGCCAAGCGCGCUAUCGGCCCCCACACCGCCUCGACGUCUCUCGACGACAGCACAGCUGGCGCGCUCGGCGGCCCGGCCGUCAGCCCAACGCUGCUGACCUGGGUCGUCAGCGCUGGCGUCGUCGUGCUCGUCUCGGCGCUCAGCUUCUCGGCCGGCUACGUCGUCGGGCGCGACGCGGGCAGGGCCGAGGUCGAGAUGCUGGGCGAGUUCGGCGGCUCGAACGGGAGCAGCGUUGUUGGGAGUUGUGCGAGCGAGGUUGUCGGGUUGCGGGGUGGUGGCGGUGGCGUGGGAGGGGGUACGGGGUUGGGCUUGAGGAGGCUGAGGAUUGCGGAUGCGGUGAGGGUUUCGUGA